Branchiostoma floridae (Florida lancelet) is the source of this 1950-nucleotide messenger RNA. RefSeq names its product protein PRY2-like. The transcript is spliced from 8 exons. Gene Ontology annotation, cellular component: extracellular region. Bases 125 to 1156 code for a protein of 343 amino acids. NCBI's taxonomy places the organism in Eukaryota, Metazoa, Chordata, Leptocardii, Amphioxiformes, Branchiostomatidae. The record is from RefSeq and is a predicted model, not a curated record.
UAAAACAAGGCAGUCCUCGUCUCCGCUCAGAGUGCGUCUUCAGUUGGUCAUCAGACCUAGGAAGAGUGCGAGCCACCCGUCUCUAAGCGGUACCACAUCGCAGGAGAGCCGACAGACAUCCAAGAUGCGCCCGCUGGUUACUUUGCUGGCCUUCUACUUCCUCGUGGUCGCUGUGAAGAGUGCCCCAGCCGAAGAAGAAACCGGUGAGGCGGUCCUGCCGGAUCCGAACCGCGGUGUGGAGACUCCGGAGCUGCCGGAGGAGGUGGAGGAGAUCCUCCUGGAAGCGAGGAUCAAGGAGGCCGAGGGGCCUGAGGAUCGCAAAAAAAGAGAGGCCCAACCCGCAGAAGAAUCGGCAGACACCUGUGAGGACCUCUACAGAGACGAGUGUUCCUGUCGGUACUGGGCAGCGUCAGGCUUAUGCACUGCAACUAAUCGCUUCACGAUCGACUUUAUGCAUACUGAAUGCCAGAAGUCGUGUGGGCUGUGUCCAUCUACUGAAGAGGAGUGUACAGACUUCUUAGCCCAACAAGUUUGCGAGCGAGUUAAGACGUACCAAGAGACAAGCCAGGAAAUGAAGACGUUAGCCGAGGCCUGCUGCAACAAGACCAUUGGGAGAUGUCCUGAGCCAGUGACAGACGAGUUCGCGCAACACUGCUUGGAAGCCCACAACGAGAAGCGUGCACGACACAAUGCACCGCCCCUGACCUGGGACCCGAUGUGUGCACAAGAGGCCGCACGGUACGCCAAGAAGCUGAAGGCCGAAUACGACGCGAACCCGAGACGUUACCCGCUCAUUCACUCCUCACGGGCUGAGCGUACCUGGGCUGUGAACGGAAAGAACAUCGUGCAUGGUGAGAGCCUGUACUGGACCUGGUCGCAAGCCCCGGACUGUACUGGGAGCAGUAAGUACAAGAACCCCAUUGAGGCCUGGUAUGCCGAGAAGUCGGACUAUAAACGAAUGCGGGGGAGGGGACAGCCUGUCUCCUAUCGGGGCAUCAGGCUGUACGGCCACUUCACUCAGAUGGUGUGGAAAAACUCAGGCUCAGUUGGCUGUGGCAGAUCUGACAACAAACCCAACAACAUCCUGGUCUGCUACUACCAGAAAACUGGCAACGUAUACCAGACGGCUGCAUUCAACAGAAAUGUCGAGAUCUAGACAAAAUGCCACAUCUGGUCGAGACAUCAUACUUGGUUAAACAAUGGGUGAUAUAGACCACUGAGCUAUGCUGAAACUGCUGUUGCUUUGUCUGUAGACAAAACAAACUCCUAUUCUAGUUCUUUGGACGGUCAACGCGUUCGGAACUUGCUGUUCAUGAUCAGCACUAGUACUCACCAAUCUUGAAUUGUGCCUUCAGUACCCAUUCAAUCCACAUAUGUUCUUAGCAAAUUUGUCUCAGCUUUCAACAGCCCAGGCACACGCAUAUGUGUUACUGUUAAUGAACAAGUAAUGCAUGAUUCAGUAGACCGAAUACACCAUCUUUUAGUGUUUGUUGUAAGUACAAUGAUUCUGUUUACAGGGCAACAGUGAUUUCAACAAAAACUCGGUGGCCUACCACCUAUGGCACAACGACACUACGCAUGGCCAACGACAACGAUACCGAUCUACAUAUAAAUGUAAAAUAUAAAUCUAUAAUUGGAGACAUUAUUUUUCUGUUAACAACGAUUUGCAGCCCUAAUUCUAACACAUUCACCAGGGAGUUUCCAGGUCGACUGCACUAUAAUUAUAUAAAUAACACAUAAUGGCAUAUACCAUAGAUGUUCAUAGAGUUUAACAUAACAAUUAGCUUAACAUUACAAUGUUUUCUGUUAGAUUGAAACUCAUACGAACUACAAAUACCGGCACUUUGCUGUGGCUUCAAUAAUAUGUAUUAAUAGAUAUUCACCUAUACCUAUAACAUUAAAAUGACUCUGUACUAUGCUAUUCAAAAUAAAUAGAGUGUGGAAAUACUA